ACAGGUUGGCCACCUCUUACAGCGAUUUCCAGCGAUCGUGUUAAUGCAAAGUUGGAUCAAACGCGAACAUGUUUGAGGAAGGAAUUUAAAUCUAGUAGCUUUUUGUCGACAUUAUUACACACAUAAUUUGUAUCUCUCUGGAAAUAAAUAACGAGAGCCCUGGCAAUGCAGAAUUCUUUGUGGAUUCAGAGAUGAAAUGAGAUUUUAAAGGAUUCUUGGCAUAGAUUUCCAAAGAUUUUCGUUAUUCGAUAGUUUGUCCGCGUCAUCGAUGGCCCAGUAAGCCGAGGUGGCACAUAUCGAUAGUGAUUUACACUACUGGUGGGCCACCACUAACUCAAUUGAUAAGUGUUUCGACCAAAAAACGACCCAAUACAAGGAAUAACAGCUAAUUUUGUGGUGUAAACAGUGGAGCAGAACCGGGGAGAAUUGAUGUGGAGGAGAUCAGAUGUCCGCGCUCGCGCCGCCGCCAGUCGCCUCGAUGAAAAACGCGCUGCAGCCGGACAACUUUAAUGAGGCGCAGGAGGAUGAGGUGGCCACAGCUCUACACGCGGAGCUGGUGGAUCGGGUUCUGCGGAACAACAACCCUGUCGAUGCAAGCGGGAGCGGAAGCAGCAGCAGCGUCGUCAUCAGCGACGCCCAAUGGACCCAAGGGCCCCUAUCUGGGCAUCAGCUGGUACUGCGCAACGUAAACCAGCAGGAAAUGACCAAAGGCCACCGAAAAUGUUACCAAAACAAAGGUGAUGCCGGCAGGGUUCAGGAUGUGGCCAACAAUGGCGAGGACCUGCGUCUCUCCAAAAUUAUCCGACGACUGUGUAACGAAACGAACCCCACAGCCGCAUUGGAUCUGUGUGCUAAGCUCCAUCAGGCAGUGCGGACGCCCAUCAACAUGGGCUACCUGUCCUGCUCCUUUGUCUGGAUCCUUGAGAACAUGCUAACGCUCUUCAAGCAGUGCACGCCCGUAGUUCUGGAGGAGUGCAGUAAGAUCCUGGGCGUGAUCGGGUACAUCAACCGCAAGUCGUACCCCAUCUACGAAGAGUUCAUUGUGAAAAACUACCGGACCGGAGCAAAGCGCCUGCAGAAACACCUGAUCCAGGCGUUGCGCACCACGAUGAGCUGCGACUCCAAGUGCGACCUUCAUCCAUAUGCCGACAAAAUAGUUUUGAUGCUAAAGGACUUUCUGGAAGGCGCCGAAAACGCCGAAAGCUUUACUGCGGUGAGUGAUGCACUGGUCCAGUUCUCGUACAUCUACCGGGAGGCCUUCGAGUGCCACUUUACGGAUGUGGUGGACAUUGUCAUCGGAUGGCAGCUGGAGGCCGGUCAGCCCAAGGAGCUCAAGCUGCACUGCGCCCAGGUGCUGGAGCAGCUGACGCCCUACUUCAGCAAACAAAUAGACUUCAGCUAUGGCCUGCUGGCGCAGUUCGUCGAGGACAUCACUGUGCUGGAGGAAGCAGAGCCAGCGGAACGGGUUGGAGCGUUUGUGGGGGCAUUUAACACGCUUCUCAAGUGCUUGGCCCGUAUGCAAAUCUUCGUAGGCAUGGCCGCCUGCGAGACCAUUGUGCAGCUGGCUGUGGACCACCUUACUAAGAUGUUGCCCAGUCUUCUGGAGGACACUGAAACGGACGCGGUAGUUAACAUCAACGAGCUGCUCUGCAUCUGCCUGAUGAAUGGGUUCGGGGGCCUCGAUCCGAACACCCUGGAGAUGCUGCUUCUAGGCCAGUUCGAACGGAUGAGCCUCAUAAGUGAGGCCCAACGACAGAGCACGUUGUACCUUCUGCUCUGCACGGUAAGGAGGUUGCGGGCCCGACUGCCCGCAAGCCUAGUGCAACUGAUUUUCCAAAGCGAUCCCUACCUGGCGGAGGUGAAGCGCGGCGAUCCAUGUGGCACAGCCUACAAGCUACUACUCCGCACCUGCCAGGAGACGCUUCUCAUCCGGAAUGUGCCCCUGCUACAGCAGGCCUACAAGCACCUGGUCGAGGACAUCGACCACUGCAUGGGAGCCAUGCUCGUCGAGGACUCUCUUUCCCAGUGGAGGGCCACCGAAUGCAGCGUCCUUCUUGUCUUCCACCUGACAGCCCUAGCAGCCCUCGCCAAGCAAACAUCAUCCAUCAUUGGGAUGUAUGCCUGCAAGCCAUCCAUCCUGGAGCUCCUGCUGACGAACUGUCGGGCCCAGGACCUGGCUCUGUGGAGCCGAUACCCCUCCACCCACCAGGCCAUCAUCAAUCUCCUGGUGGUGCACUGCCAGGCCAACCACAACUUCCGCACUAACUCCAGCCUGCUCCGAGAUCAAGAGCAGCCCUUGUCGGAGAACACCUCGCCGACUGCCAACAACUUUGCCACUAUCCUGCGCUUCCUGGCCGCAGUCCUAGAGAACGCCGGCCUGCUGAAUCCUCAAAACCUUCGCCAACUACUCCAGUGGCUGCAGGUCCUUUUAAAUGAGUGUCGCGACCGAUGCGACCUCCUCUUGGAUCAGGAGCAGUUUCUCAGCAUCUGCCGCAGCCUGGUGACUACUGCCUGCAAGUGGAGCCCUCAGGAGAGCGCCGCUUGCAUCCAGAUUGUUCUGGACUACGGCCCGGAGAAGCAGGAGCACCUGCUGGAGUUGCUUACUCUCUACCGUGACAUGGCGCUGCAGCAACUGCAGGUGCUAUCGCCGAACGGCCACACUCCCUUCAGCCAGAUCUACGCCAAACUGCCCCUCCGAAUCACACUGACCGGGGGCGACACACCCAUUCCUGGCAUGAGCAGCCGGAGGGUCUGUGUGUGGCAGCAGCGGAUGAGUCAGUGCAGUGCGGUAAGGGACAGCGUGUUUCGGGACUUCUUCGAGCGCCUGCAGCACCCGGAGCAGCAGCCCUUGACCAACAGUUUACGGGACCUCUUCGUGCGCAGCUGUCAAGUGGCACCCCAGGACGAGCGGCAGGAGAAGCUGUCGCAGUGCACACGUCGUUGCCAGCGUCUGGCCACCGCCUGGAUGCAGUUCGAGGCGGCCAGGUACUGCGUGGACCAGCGACUCCGGACGACGCUGGGCAAGCCGCAGGAGACCUUCCUCGGCUUUGAGGCCAUCAUCAUGCGUCACGCCCGGCAACUGAGUGGCUGUGGCAAGGAGGAGGAGCGCGCUGCCCUGGAUACCCUGACCCUGGAGGAGCUGUCCAAUAUGCAGUCCAACCUGGUCCUGAUGCUGGGCUUCCUAGACGCCCUGGAGAAGCUAAUCUACAACGCAGCCGAGGGCAGCGCGUUUGCCCUCCGUCCGCCGGAGAAGCCGGUGGCGGCCUUCUUUCGUCUGAACAACCCCACCUGCCAGUCGUGGUUCAAUCGCAUCCGGAUCGGAGUCGUCAUUAUUGCCGUACAUGUGCAGCAGCCGGAGCUGGUGAUCCGAUACGCCCAGAAAAUCUUGCUCACCCAGAAGGCCCAGGACGCCACCUACAGCCAGGCAAUCGUGUACCUGGCCUGGGCAUGGGUCUGCUGCCAGGAGUCUGACUCCCUGCGCGGCCUCUACCUCUGGGCUCGCUCCAAGAGCAGCAAGUCUUUCCAGUGGCUCCAGUGCGCAGCGGACCAAGCCGGAGGAAGAAAGGAUGCCGCCCUGGCCGGCUACCGCAGUCUCUUGAACGAGACGGAGGAACAGCCGCCGGAGCUGGACACACACACGCGCCAGUUUGUGGUCGCCCAGAUGAUGCAGUGCCUCCAGGACACGGGCCAGUGGUCGCAGCUGGUCGAACUCAAGCAGCGCCAGCUAACGCGGCCGGAAGACAGCGAACGGAAUCCCUUUCUACAGCAGAGCAACGUGGAGGUCAGUGCCCUGGAGCGGCUGCUGGCCAAAAGCGAGGAGCAGUCCGCCAAUAUGGACGUGCUAGGUGGGGCUCUCCAGGAGCUUAGCUUGUGGCCCAGAGGCUGGGAUGAAUCUACAACCGGGCACGCCAGCUUUGCCUCUGUCCAUGUGCGACAGCGCACGGAGAACCGCGUUCUGCAGCACCUUGUAGAGGAGCGCAGCCUGCCCGACCAGGUGCGAAAUAUCCUGGACACCCAGUGGCGUGACAGCCUCCUUAACCCGAGCUACGACCAGAGAGACUGUCGCGAGUUGACCAUCCUGCGGCAUGUGGCCCAAAGAAUAACGAACGGCCAGCCGCUCUCUCUGCUGCCACUCAGUCCCGCAGAAAAUCGACGCCCCCAGCUGUCCAGCGCGAUCUUCAUGCGCUGCCUGGCCUGGACGCAGUUACUCCGCCAGCACUGUAUUCCGGGCAGCUGGGAGACCCUUUGUCUGGACGCCGCUGCAGCCGCCCGAUCGGAGGGAAACACCCAGCUAUGCCAGUCGCUGCUGGUCCAGUUCUUCGGCCAGCCGCUGGACGAGAUCGCCCAGGAGUCGCUUCUAGAGACGGCGGACACCCCGCAGAUGGUGCGCGGCUACAGCGAGCUGGCCAAGUGCCUGCACCUCCAGCAGCAGGCGCAGAUACAUUGCAACGCGGAGAGCAGCUCGCCGAUCGACCUCUGCUCCUCGCUCUGCCUGGGCCUCCAGCGCAGCCAGCGCCAUUCGGCCCUGGGAGCGGAUCUGCUGCUGAAACUCUCCGACUGGAUAGCCGCCCGCACCUGCUGUGGCCUCGCGACAAGCCCCUCGACCGCGCUGGUCCAGCUGCUAGAGAAGCUGCCAGAGUGCCCCUUAACCUGCAGCACGGCGGCCCAGCCCCUGGCCAUUCCACAGGCGGAGCGACUGGUGGCCCGGCUGGUACACGCCAGCCUGGAGCAGCGCCCCGACAGCGAGGAGGCCCUGAUCGCGUACGGGAACUGGUGCUACCGCUGGGGCAAGAAGAUCGUCGACAGCGGCUGCGUGCUCAACCAGGCGGACUUGCAGGCCCUCAGCCAGGUCCUGGACCUGAGCCAGCCCCUGGACGGGGAGCGCCUCAGCGAGCUGCUGCAGGCGCUCAGCAUGGAGCAGCCGCCGGCCAAGUGCGAGGAGGCCUGCCCGGAGACGGCCCGCGCUCGGGACGACGAGGCGGCUAAGAAGUGCCUGCGGCGGCUGAGCCUGCUGGCGGACAAGCCACCCGAAGUGCUGGACGCCAUCCUAAGGAUCUGGCGCCGGGCCAUUGCCAACACUUACGAUUACUACAAGGAUGCGGCGCGGUCGUACUUUCAGUAUCUUAUUUUGAAGGCGGGCUCCGGGUCCGAAGCCGGAGACAGAGCCGGAGCUGGAGCGGGAAGUGGCUGCGGAUUGGUUGGAAAGGACGGAGAACAACGGUUCCAUGUGGACGACAGUAAUCUAGUGACUACUACGCUGCGCUUGCUCCGGCUGAUCGUGAAGCACGCCAGUAGCCUGCAAGAGGUGCUCGAGCAGGGACUGCGCCACACCCCCAUCGGUCCCUGGAAGGUGAUCAUCCCUCAGCUGUUCAGCCGGCUGAACCACCACGAGCCCUACGUCCGGAAGAGCGUGUGCGCCCUGCUCUGCCGCCUGGCAGAGAGUCGUCCCCAGCUAGUGAUCUUCCCCGCGGUGGUGGGAGCGAACAGGGAGCAGCAGCAACAGCCAGUGUCCACUGGGGAGACGCCCCAGCCACCGGCCCCCUCCACGGAGGACGCCUGCUGCUACGGGUACUUGCUAGGAGCUCUCUCGAAGCAGGCGCCGGAGGCAGUGCAGCACGUCCAGCUGAUGGUGAAGGAGCUGCGCCGCGUGUGCCUGCUCUGGGACGAGUACUGGAUCCACUCCCUGGCCCACAUCUACAAUACUUACGUGAGCCGAGUGAACGCUUUGGCCACCGAGUUUCGGCCGGACGAUCACGAGGGGAAGAACAACCGCUUCAACUGCUGGCGGCCCCAGCUUCUGGCGGACGUGGAGGCUCUAGCCGCCCUGACGGACCGUCCGCCGGAGACUACCUACGAGCGGAGCUUUCGAAAGCGCUUCGACUCGCCCAUUCGGGUAACUUUGGAGGCCCUGAGGACGCGGCGAUAUCCUGAGGCGUGGGACAAGCUGAAGCAGCUCUACCACGUGCUUCAGUCCAACAUGAUCCGCGGCACCGGAAACACUCUCAAAAUGCAGAGCCUCAGCCCAGUGCUCUGCGGGAUCGGGCGGAUGCAGAUUUCGAUGCCAGGACUGGACGCCCACGGUCCGGAUGAGGACCAGGUGUACAUCGAGAGCGUGGAGGGCACCGUGUGCGUCCUCCCCACUAAGACGAAGCCCAAGAAGGUCGCCUUCUACGGCAGCAACGGACAGAGGUACACGUUCCUCUUUAAGGGAAUGGAGGACCUGCACCUGGACGAGCGCAUCAUGCAGUUUCUGUCCAUUUCGAACGCCAUCAUGGCCUGCCGGAACGACUGCCCGCCCGGAAACGGUAGCUACCGGGCGCACCACUACUCGGUGAUUCCCCUGGGACCCCAGUCCGGGCUGAUCAGCUGGGUGGACGGAGUGACGCCGCUCUUCGCCCUCUACAAGAAGUGGCAGCAGCGCCAGAUGCAGACAGCCGGUGGCAAGGGCGGUGGAGCGGCCGGCGGAGGAGUAAAUACCACGAGGAGAUUCACGGACCUGUUCUACAGUAAGCUCUCCCCGCUCCUGGCAAAGCACAACCUCCAGGUGAGCGAUCCCCGCCGCCAGUGGCCUCUCUCGGCGCUCCGCCAGGUGCUGGCCGAGCUCUCGCAGGAGACGCCGGGCGACCUGCUGGCCCGGGAGCUGUGGUGUCAGGCUGGCAACGCCGCCGAGUGGCGCCAGUCGAUCCGGCGCUAUGCCCGCUGCAUGUCCGUCAUGUCGAUGAUCGGGUACGUGAUCGGGCUGGGCGACCGCCACCUGGACAACGUGCUGAUCAACCUGGGAAGCGGCGACAUUGUCCACAUCGACUACAACGUCUGCUUCGAGAAGGGGCGGACGCUGCGCAUCCCGGAGAAGGUGCCCUUCCGGCUGACACAGAACCUGGUUCAUGCCCUGGGAAUAACUGGAAUAGAGGGUUCCUUCCGGCUCGGCUGCGAGUACGUCCUGAAGGUGAUGCGCAAGGAGCGCGAGACGCUGCUGACCCUCCUGGAGGCCUUCGUGUAUGAUCCUUUGGUGGACUGGACCGUUAACGACGACGCCCAGGCGGUGCGAAGGUCCCUCUGUGCCAAGCAGCCGCAGGGAGGAGCAGGAGCCACAGCUGGGGAGCUGAAGUGUCACAAAAAGGACAAGAACCGGAACAAGCCGCACGACUGGGACGCCAAGCGCCAGCACUUCCUAACCAAACUGGGUCAGCUUCAGAAGUUUUGGGCCGCCAACAGGGACGACAUGCUCCUGCAGCUGCAGGAGAUGGAGCAGGAAGUGGAGCAGUUGCAGGCAGCCCAAGAGCGGCGCAUGGCCACCGAGCAGGAACUGCAGGAGCUGAAUCAACGCAGCGCCCUCAUCGCGGAAAUCAAGUCCCUGGGCACGGCGAUCGAAAGCCACAGCUUCAACACGGCCUCCCUGCGCCACGCGGUGCGCCGGGGCCACUUAGAAGCGCUGCGGGUCCUCAGCGGCGAGCGCCAGGCCGACUUCGGGGCGGUCCAGAACCUGCUCACCAGCUACGGCCAGUGCCUGCAGCCCUACUACCUGGCCGAGCUGCACGCCCAGCUCCUGCAAUUCCAAAUAGAGGCAACGGCGGCCGCGGAAUUCAGCAGUCCCGGCGACAUCAAGGCGCUCCAGCUCCUGCCGGGCUACGAGCUCAUGCGCGUGCAACUGGACGAGCUGAUCCAGCACCUGGGGGAGCUGGCUCUGCGCACCUCGGAGCAACUGCAGCAGUACGCCUCCGUGAUGGGCUUCUUCCCGGAGCAGAGCCACCGCCAGAACCUGCUAGUUCGCUUCCAUGACAGCUACUCGUCGUAUCUGCAGUACGGCGAGGGAGCUCUCGAGAACUCCGGCAACUCCCACUCGUCCUCCGGCUCGAUCAUUUGCACCGCAGACAUCCUGGGCGUGGCGGAGGCCCUGGAGAGUGCCUGGAUGCAUCUUAACUGUCAGCUGCUCAACUCCUCCCAGAGGUUCUCCGCCAAGCAGGCCCAGGCCCAGGCCCUCGGUCCCCCGACUUCGGCACUGCUCGCCAUGAUCGGCCAGAGCGGAUGCAGCCUGAUCCUGCUGAAAGCCAGCCUGUUGCGCAUUCUGGACAGAGCCGGCGUGGCUUUCGGGUCCUACGAACAGGUUGCAGUGGCCGGCGAGGACGAGGAGCUGCUGCAGCACCAGCUGCACCUCAUAAAUCUGGUGCGCUCCAUGUGUCACGGCGUGCUGUCCGUCAGCAACAUCGACGAGCAGGAGGCCGACGCCCAUCUCGACCAGCUGGAGAACCUGUUGUCCGCUCUGGCGCACCUACGGCAGAUCUUCGAGCACGACCUGCCCGCCAGCAUCUAUCGCUUGCUAAUGCUCCAGCCGAACCUCGGCCAGCUGAGCGCCCUGUGUCAUUUGAGCUCCCCCAGCCUCGCCCAGCUCUACCUGGAGGCCACGAUAGAGGAAGCCAAGCAGUCACCGGGCGGAGAGUUCCCCGCUGAGCGGAGGUUCCUGCUCGCCCUGCAGCCUGCUUACGAGCAGUUCCAGGUGGCGGCGGCCGCCUAUGAGGAGCUUGUUCGAAGCCUCAAGCUCCUGGUAGAGGAUAACCGUGACCCGCAGGUGCUGGAGCUAGCGGACCUGACCAUACUGAGUACCGAAAGCCUGGUGUUGGACGACGAGUGCUUCUUCGGCUUGGUCAGCGAAACCUUGGAAGCCAGUCGGAGCUGCGAUGUGCGCGAAAUGGCCCGCCCCGUCCUGGGACUUAUUCAGCGCAUCCAGGCCGAGAGCCUCAUAGGACUUCUGCCGCCGUUGGCCCGCCACUUCUACGAGUCCUUGGGCCCCCAGUGCCAGCCACCGCCCGGCGGGAAUCCGAGCCUGGGCGACGCCGCCCAGUCGGACCACAUGUGCGAGGGCCUCUUCAUCUCCCUGCAGUCGGACGGCGCCCUGCAACAGCAGCAGGCAGAGAUGGCGCUCCUCAACCAACAGCUGGAGCUGCACACUCUGGCGGCCUCCGCCCAGUACUGGGCCUACUCGGAGGCGCUCGGAGGAAACCAGAUGAGGUGCGGCCACCACAUCAUAAGCCGGCAGAAGCUCGCGGCGGCUGUCGGAGAGAACUGGCUGGAGUUGGACACCGGGCUGCACAGCCUAGAGCGGCUGCAGUCUGGCCUGGACGCCCAGCUGGGCCAGCUGCAGGCCCAGAGGAGCAACUGGAACCGAAACCACAUCGACAGCCUGAUGCGCACGGAGCAGACGCACUCCGCCCGGGUAAAUGGGCACUUAGCCGUGAUGCGGCAGCUGGCGGACGGAGCCGGCGCUGUGAGUCGCCUGGAACAGUACCCGAGGGCGCUCGGCGAGGAGGGCCGUGCCCUAGUGGAGCUCUUGGAGCAGUGGCUUGCCGUGCACGGCCAGUGGCAGGCUAGCAGCUCGCGGAUCAGCAACGUGGAGCAGGCCGUGGUCGAGCUACUUGACCCCGAGGGUGCAAUCGACCCCACAUGGCUGGAGGACGUCCAGGGACUAUUGGAGGAGCACACGUGCAAGGUGCAGCGCGACUUGUCCGCGCUGGAGUGCGAGCAGCAGAGCAAGCACCGGUUCGUCUGCACCCUGGCCAAGGAGACUCAGCGCAUGCAGGAGAGCGUGCCGCGCUUCCACGUGCGCAGCCUGUGCGCGGACGCCCAGGGGCAGGGCCAGAGCAAGAUGGUGCCCACGGACGUCCAGCUUCUGUGCGGCCACCUGCGCGACAGCCAGCGCGUUUUGCAGAAGCUCUUCCAUCGCCUGGUGGAGCUGCGCAAGGACCUGUGCUGCGAGCGUCUCACCCUGCCGGUUCCGCUCCUAACAUCCUGGCGGCAACAGCUCCAGGAGAUCCAGACAGUGGCUCGCGACGAGGUCAACGCGUUCUUCAAGAGCAUGGACGAAUUCCUGCAACAGGCCACCGAUUUGCAAACCGACUCCUACGAGACCUUCGCCCACUGCAAGGGCGCCAACAAUUUAAACGAACAGAAGCGGAACGCUUACGGCGUGUCCGUGUGGAAGAAGAUCCGCAUGAAGCUGGAGGGACGUGAUCCGGAUGGAAACCAGCGCAGCACUGUUGCUGAGCAAGUGGAAUACGCGAUCCGCGAGGCCAUCAAUCCGGACAAUCUGGCGGUGCUCUACGAGGGCUGGACGCCGUGGGUCUAGUGCGGACAAGUGCUCGGCCGAAAUUGGGCUUCUGACAUCAGCACGCAGCAGGACGCAGCUGGACAUAUUGGGGGCGCACCUCCACAGGAGCGGAUCUCCCUGUUGGGAUCUCUUUGUAUGCAAGGGAUCCUGCAGCCUGGCGGUAGACGACAGGCUACAUGCGGCAGGCGACAGACGGCGGAGAACGGCGACGGACGACGGACGGUAUACGGCGGACUACCCCAAGAUCAACGACUCAGUGUUGUUGUUGCCUAGGCGAUAUAGAAGACGAUAAGACGACGAGACGCAUGCAGACUGUAGCACAGAUCGCCUCUAGAGUUUUCCGGGUGUCUGGCCGGGAGUAGAGUGGCUGCAGCAGAAGGAGCAGCAGCAGUACCAGUAGCAACCGCCACAGCAGCAUCAGUCGCGGCAGUGCCGGCUUCAGGCUUCUAGCUUCCAGCUCACAGCUCCCGGCUCCUGGAUUCGUCAUCGGAUUCGACAUCCCAAUCAUAGGUUUCAGUAAUUUUCCAUUUACGUUCUCCGGUCUCCGGUCCUCGGAUCUUUGCCUUAAAUUCGAUUAUAGAUAGAUUCAUUUACGCUGCACCGGAUCUGUUUCUAUUCCCAUUUGUAAACGUUAAGUCGAACAUAAUUUUUUAUUUACUUAAGUGCAAAAUUGUUACCGUAUAAGCUGAUUGAAUUGUGUUGUUGCCAAAUUAUCUGUACCUCUAUUAAAGAUUAUACAACUGCAGCUCCUUAUCCUUCCCCUCCCGCUACACACAUAUACAUAUAACCGAAGCUCACACGCGGCGCCAAGGACACGAUCCUGGACGGGUGCUCGCGCGCCAUGUUUACUUUUAAUUUUAUGCUUAUUGAAUAAACGGAAUGCAACUAUGAAA
Molecule: messenger RNA, 10995 nt
Organism: Drosophila ananassae
Lineage: Eukaryota; Metazoa; Arthropoda; Insecta; Diptera; Drosophilidae
Gene: nonC
Product: serine/threonine-protein kinase Smg1
Exons: 8
Coding region: 446-10120 (3224 amino acids)
Biological process (GO): nuclear-transcribed mRNA catabolic process, nonsense-mediated decay; negative regulation of macroautophagy; TOR signaling
Cellular component (GO): TORC2 complex; TORC1 complex; nucleus
Molecular function (GO): protein binding; protein serine/threonine kinase activity
Source: RefSeq, a predicted model, not a curated record